ACCUGUGAACAGACUAUCACCCUCCACACCUGAUACCAUGACCCUCUGCUGCUGCCCACCUUGCUGUCAGCCUAGCUGCUGCAGCACCACCUGCUGCAAGACCACCUCUUGCUGUGAAUCCAGCAGCUGCCCUGAGUCCAUCUGCUGCCAGCCUUGCUGUCCCCCAAGUUGCUGCUGCAUACCCUGCUGCCAGUCCAGCUGCUGCAACAUCAAGUCUGUCAAAAACUGCUGCCAGCCCUGCUGCCCACCAGCCUGCUCUGAAAGCAUGUGCUGCAAGACCAACUGUUGCAAGCCAACCUGUGUGAGCAUCUGCUGCAGCACACCCUGCUGCCAGCCCUGCUGCUGUGUGUCCAGCUGCUGCCAGCCCUGCUGCUGUGAGCCCAGCUGCUGCCAGCCCAGCUCCAUAAACAUCAGCUGUCAACCAGCUUGCUGUGAAACCAGUUGCUGCAAGAAUACCUGUUGCAAAACAAAUUGUGUGACCAUUGGUUGCAGCCCACCCUGCUGCCAGCCCUGCUGCUGUGUGCCCACCUGCUGCCUGCCCUGCUGCUGUGUGCCCACCUGCUGCCAGCCCAGCUCCAUAAAGAUCAACUGUCAACCAACUUGCUGUGAAACCACCUGCCGCAAGACCACCUCUUUUCAACCAACCUGUGUGAGCAUCAGCUGCAGCACACCCUGUUGCCAGCCCUGCUGCUGCUGACCAGCUCCACAAAGGAACAUCUGCACUGCCAUGCUCUGAGGAGAGCUUAUGUGACCUAGCUGCACAAAGCCACAUCUCAACCUUUGCUGACCACCUUCAUGUUCUCACCAGGAAACCUGACCAAUGUAAAUCCCUACUUAAGUGUGGGAAAUGCUUUGAGGAAGGAGGGAGUCUUCACCCUCAUUCUCUUCAUCUCCAGAGAUUAUGGAUCCUGUGCCAUCUUCAUGGGGGGCUGAUGUGAAUUUUUGGAAUCAGUUUAAGUUCUGAGCCAAGAUCUUUAUAUCUCUCACCAAAUACCUUAACAAAACACUUCCCCAACAAUAACUAUUUAACCACUUAUCUUCUCAACUGGAUUUUCUUUUGAAUUACCUUAGAUUUUUGUGUACUCUUUUCUUCUUUCUGCUUACUUAUGAAUUGUGUCCCUGGAAGCAAGCAAUUUUAAUAAAAAU
Peromyscus leucopus (white-footed mouse) is the source of this 1146-nucleotide messenger RNA. Its product is annotated as keratin-associated protein 9-8-like. The record is from RefSeq and is a predicted model, not a curated record. Bases 38 to 697 code for a protein of 219 amino acids. NCBI's taxonomy places the organism in Eukaryota, Metazoa, Chordata, Mammalia, Rodentia, Cricetidae. Gene Ontology annotation, cellular component: keratin filament. The transcript has a single exon.